Messenger RNA from Dinoponera quadriceps, 3503 nucleotides. RefSeq lists its product as uncharacterized. The record is from RefSeq and is a predicted model, not a curated record. Bases 1391 to 2560 code for a protein of 389 amino acids. The transcript is spliced from 9 exons. NCBI's taxonomy places the organism in Eukaryota, Metazoa, Arthropoda, Insecta, Hymenoptera, Formicidae.
GCGUGAUCGGAUCGUCUGUAUAGUCGGACAGGUACAGUCCCGUCCGCCCGGCCGCCCCCUCACCUUCGCGUUCGCUCGGUCCGGCUCGCCGCGGCGCUUCGUGUCGCUUCGUCGAACGGCCGCCCCCGCCUUCAUCGCGCUCACUCCGCUCGUCCGUCCGGUAAAUAGAGCGGGCCAGGCUACUUCGUGCUGUAACUGCGAUUUAAUCGUCGAUCGAAGAGGCUGUGCGGGUGUCCCUCCCAGCGUCUCGCGAGUGCAUCGCGCGACCGAGCGUCCCGACGAGCUCCGCCGUCGCUGCCGUCGUCGGAAACAGCCACGGGGCAACGAUGAGGAACUGGGUUACGACGACGCCGCGCGAGCCACGACGUCCUGCGUCGAGGAUACCGCAUUCGAUCUCCAGGACCGCUCGUUAGACCGCGCUCGGCACACAGCCGUGAAGAGGCCGUAUCCCGCGAUCGCGUCGGUGCUGCUCGCCAAUCUGGGGUGACCGCGUGUGCAUCGGAAUCCUGUCGUACACAUUGUCCUGACCGAGGAUUUUCUACGGGAACUUCUCACCAGUGCAUCGGAUGUGUGAGAAAGUGCAGCCGCAGUGGUACAGCGGAUCGUAGAGGUUAGGCUAGGCCGACACCCACCGAGCGAGUCGAUCAGCUGUUCCGCGGCGCCGACAUCAUCGUCGUUUCGGCAGGUAGUCCCGAUGCUACUCCGUCAAGAGGAGAACACUGUGGACAUCCUGGCCGCGAGUAUUCCUUGGCGCGAACGUGAAAUCAGGAUCAAUAGAAUCAGAUUUCAAUAGAAUAGACAGAGAGAAAACUUCCAGCCCUUGACGCGUGGUCAACGAAAACGAAGUGCACAAAAGCGAAAUACCUUUUCCGACGGCAGCGGCAACCGUGGAAACGCUCAGAAAAAUGUUCCGCGGGUUGAUUACGCGAUCACUCGCUAAUCACGGAUGCUUCCCAAUUUACUACUUUUUAUGGAGUUCGAUCUGCUUUCGCGCGCCUCGUGGCUGUAAAAACUUGUGCAACCUUGCUCGAGCCUCGAUGCAACAUUAACGACCGGCUACUCUAUCCGCCGACGUGUGGUAGCGGCGAGUGGAAAUUCACUAUUUCAAGCGGGUAGAAAUCCGACGUUGCGCAGGGAGACGCGAGAGAGGAAAUGUCGACCGGGCAUGGCAAGCUCGAUGUGUGUACAUAUUUAUGUGUAUGUGUAUACAUGCACAUUGCAAAAUGCAUGCUGCCUCAAGAGGACGAUACUACCUCCGAAUUGAUACACAUACGUGGAGCCGCGGCUUCGACGGCUGCAUAAAACGCGCCUGCCGGUUCGCCGGAGAACGUCUGGAACGGAACCGAGAGGCGGCUGGCUAGAGCGGAGUAGAGUGAAGGCAAGAGGGACGAUGUUGUCGUACAUGCUACCAACGGAAGACAAGCCACCGCCCGGAGAGCCCAGUCAGAACAAUUAUCGCGUCGCCAAGCUGCAGAAAAGCAACACCGUGACCAGCGCCUCACCCAGAAAGUGCGCGGACGCGACUAGAGCGAUGAUCGUCUCCACCAGGAUCGAGGAUCACGCGGGCGGCGACCCGCGGCACGCACCGCCGCCUCACACGGCAGGACCGCAGCGGGACUCUCGGCCGAUCGAGAGCCCGAAGCACAACGGCACCGCUGCGAGGAAGUCGACCCUACACAACGCUAGGGUCACCAAGGACGACAGCCUCUAUAGCAUCGACAGCGAUGCAAGCACCGCCGGCAGCGAGCGCAAAAAUAAGAUCCUAAACGGCGCGAAGCAUGCCAGCCUGAAGAGGGUAUCCUUCGGCUCUAGCAAAGGGUCGAUGGUAGAAACCCUCGUGUACGAAACUCCGGUACAAGAGGAACCCGAGAUCAAUCAUUUCCUGGACCACAACGGCCGCCUACCUCCUCCUAUGAUACCCGUGCCUGAUACUGACGAAGGUAGAGAAAAAGUACGCGUCUCGUUGUUAGGUCCGCAGCCGUCGCCGGCGACGCCCGGAGUCCUUUUGCUGGAACCCAUCACGCAUUCGUCGGGACAUCCGAUAGACAUGGCCAACAAUCCUGCGGAACUUCUCACCACACACACCGAGCAUACUACACCCUCCUAUCAUGCGCAGAUAAGCACGGACAGCGGCUGGGACAACCCGUUCAGGCCGGACGGCGACCUCUCCAGAGAAGCUGAUGAGAUCGUGGAGCUGAUAAAGGGCGGGAAGCCGAUCACGCCGACCCCGGGUCAAAACGCGCCGCCGUUACCAGGAUGCGAGGCCAGCAGCAAAACGGCCGGCGGCGAGCACGAUCCUUCGAGUACCAGCCCGCUCCUCAAGUCCGCGAAUUGCCAUGCCAACUCGUCGCCGAGGCCCGGCCAGGAAAACGGCAACGCUCACAGCACCCCUGCGAAGGCUAAUGCCAGCAAUCAGCCCGUCAAUGAAAAGGUCGGCGCGGCAAGGACCGCGACCGUGGAGGUCGCGAGGAUGACAGCGCAGGGCCCGGGUGACGCGUCGCAGGUCGAGCACGUCACCUUGAAGAAGAAGCCUAAGUGCAAGUGCUGCGUGUUGCAGUAAUGACCGCGCGGCGGAGGCGGCGGGGACGUGCGCGAGACGGGACCCUUCUCUGCCCUGUCGGGAGCGUGACUUCAGGAAUGACAUGGCGCGACUUCUUCGGAGAAAGCCUCGAGAACUGACCCGAAGAGUCGCCGCUGGGCAGCUCGAAGCGUCGCGGAGUGCGGGUCGAGACGUCAAAGCAGACGAAGCAACAGGACUCUCGGGCGACAGAAUUGUCUCGAAGAGGAUGCUGAUGAACGUUCCGGGCACGAGGAAAGUGACGACGGCGGCAUUGGAUCGCUUGGAACCUGAAGAAUGAAUCCGGGAGAUGACUUUUCGAAGAGGGGAAAACGUCUUCAUUCUCUCGCUUCGAGAUCAUAUCUAGGAAAGGACCUGGAAAGUGACGUCAGAAAUGAAGAGAGCUUUCAGCCAUGAAGAGAUGCCGUCGGGUCUCCGAAAAACACGAGCUUAUUCUUGAGACUUCAGAAAAAAGACAGUUCAUGUCUUCUAAUCGUGAAGAAGUCUCAUCAUGAAUGAGCUAGGCGAGAUAUUUCGGGAAAAACGAGAAGGCUAUUUCUGAACGCGAGGCAUCAGCAAUACGUUGACGAGAGAAGUGCAAAGCGAGAAAUGACACGAGCGAAGAAUGAUCUCUGGUGGGAGGUUGCUGACCUUCUUGCCGAGGAAGAUUGCACUCUCAGCAGGAUACCCUCCGGCUUCCAGGCGAGGGACAGGAUUUCGGGGUCCACGUGAUGAAACACGUGGGGUACGUCAGUGCGCGAACGGACAUUGAACCGCGUCUCGAGAUUGUGACGCGUUUGUGGAACGCGGAAGGAAGAGAGAGACCAGGAAAAAAAGCGAAGAGAGAGAGAAACAGAGAAAUAUAUAUAUAUUAUAUAUAUAUAUUAUACAUAAAAAAACUACAUUGUAGAUACAGAAUGGUAGCUGUAUAGCUUAUAUGCUUUUA